AAGGAAACAUGGCGCCGCCCUUGUUUUAGCAUGGGCUGCCCUGUGCCAUAGUCUGCGAUUACCGGUUUAUUUUAGCUAUUUAGUAAUUGUAAACUCGCACAGAACGCGUACGUGUGUGACACUCGCGUUUUGGACUGUAGUGCAAGCCUCGUUCACUUCGCUAUGAGUAUGUUCAAGGCGAAGAUGUUGUCAGACACAAGUGAGGACGAUACAGACAAUGACCAUGACUCGCCCAAAAAGGCACAGAGUUUUCGUCCUGCACAAGCUCCAAAGAAGCAAGCAUGCUCCAUGCCAAAGCUGUGUGGUGACGAUGAGGACGAGGAAGAGGAGGAGGAGGAGGACGGCAGCAACACCGAUGACUGGGACGGCAGAAGCGGGAAUGAUGAAACGAGUAAAUCAAAAAAGGCUCCCCGCAGCAGUGACGACAGUGACAGCGGUGACACUGAUGACAGCGAUGACGGCAACAUCAGAAACACUUGGAGCCAGAGGGGAAACUACAAGGCCCCUGAGGCACCAAGCAAGAAACGUAAAUCUUUUGAAAAAGGAGGCUCUAAAGGUAAAUACGUGAAGUACUCGAAUAGUUUCUCGAAUGACGACGAGGAGGUGGCUGAAAGUGGCUCGGGCAUUUCGAUGGGCAAUUACAGCAAUGUCUCACAGAAGCUGAUGGCAAGCAUGGGCUACAGGGCUGGCACCGGUCUUGGCAAGGACAACCAAGGAAUUCGGGACAUCAUUCCUACAUCGAAGCAGCGUGGGCGACGGGGUCUGGGUCUCUCUAUGGAGGGCCUUGAACCCAGCCCAGAUGUCAGCUGGGACUUUGAGAAGGAAGAGGUUGAUGUGAAGGAGCGGCUGGAUUGGAUUCCCGAAUGUGAAGAAGAGCCGCCAGACAUCAAAGUUCUGAGGGAGUGGGUCUCGGAAGGAAAGAAAAAGCUCACAAUUGAUGAUGAGACCUGCUUCUGUGACGAGGAGGUGCUCAAAGAAGUCCUCGACUGCAAGAGUGUGUUUGAUAGGCUAGAACCAGAGGAAUUGCGGCGAGCGAGAACACGGUCAAAUCCUUUUGAAACUAUUCGUGGUGGAAUCUUUCUGAACAGGGCAGCCAUGAAGAUGGCCAACAUUGACUCUGCCUUUGACUUCAUGUUCACGUCUCCCGUGGAUGAAGAUGGGGAUCCUGUGGUGGGUCCCGACGACCUCCUGUACUUCGCCGACAUCUGCGCGGGCCCCGGUGGUUUCUCGGAGUACGUCCUUUGGCGCAAGGGCUGGCAGGCCAAGGGCUUUGGCUUCACCCUUAAGGGCCCAAACGACUUCAAGCUGGAGGACUUCUUUGCCGGAUCUCCAGAUACCUUUGAACCACACUACGGUGUCAAAGGUGACGGUGACAUCUUCUUUCCCGAGAACGUACGGGCAUUCUCCAAAUUUGUCAAGGAGAGCACGGACAACCAGGGGGUCCACUUUGUCAUGGCAGAUGGUGGCUUCUCAGUCGAGGGCCAGGAAAACAUCCAAGAAAUAUUGUCUAAACAACUUUACCUGUGCCAAUUCUACAUGGCACUCUCUAUCUUGAGAACAGGAGGUCACUUUGUCUGCAAGCUGUUCGACAUCUUCACUGUGUACAGUAUCGGUCUAAUUUACCUGAUGUACCGGGCAUUCAGGCACGUCUGCAUCUUCAAGCCAAACACGAGUCGACCUGCAAAUUCUGAAAGGUACAUCGUCUGCAAGUGGCGCCGGCCGGACACCAAGGACAUCGAGGACUACAUGUACGAGCUGUCCUGUCGCUUCAAGGAGAUUUCAAGUGUCAUGAGCGAGCUUGACAUAGUUGAGGUUGUGCCCCUGGAAGUCAUCAACGAUGAUGCUGUCUUCGCGAAGUACAUCCGCGAGUCAAAUGACAGGCUAGGGCGUGCCCAAGUCACACAUCUCAUGAAGAUCAGGGCCUUUGCACAGAACAGUGAGUUGUAUGAUGGGAGGCAGAGCAACCUUCGGAAAGAAUGUUUGAAACUCUGGAAGGUUCCAGACCUAGCGCGGCUAGACCCCAAGCGGCCACCCCCUGAAGCAAAGCUCAAAGAACUGACCAAGAACGAACUGUCGUACUUUGACAAACGUCCUGACGAGCUCAAACCCAAGUUUCUUGAGGGCAUCAAGAGCAUCCACGACUACCGGUGUGUCGUAUGUGGCGAGUGGAAGCCCAAUAUUCCAGACAACAAAUAUUUCUAUCUCAGCGCAGGGCGGAAGCAGGUCUACCAGUGGACAGGCAACUCCACGGACCAGUGGAAGAAAGUCACCGAAGGCCUGGAACUCCCACCAGACACGCUUUUCUAUGGCGAGAUGGUGCAGGAGUUUUCAGGAGAGGGCCGACAACAGAAACGCUUCAACACAAUCCACAUCAUCGAUGCUCUUGUUUUGGGCAAAGUAUCUGUCAGAGAUAAGCACUAUGAGGAGAGGAUGAAAUGGGUUCGAAAGUUUGCCAAAGCCGUGUCAAAGCCAAGUCGGUCUGACUUGACGCCUCUUCGAGCCAAGGAGGUUUUCAAGCUUCAAGAUGUAGAGUCACUCUUUGAACGGAUCACCUUGAAGCUGGAGAAAGGUGCUGCCCGAAACAUGCGGCUGAGCUGCACGGUGCCCAAGGAAGUGAGGGAUCGGGAGGAGAAGCACUUCUCAGCCACGGGCGUCCUCUUCUACCGUACCACCAGGGAGCCAUGGCAUGAAGAGUUCAGCACGAGUUCACAACGCACCUACUACUUCAACACGAUGACGAGAAAGAGUGACUACGAGAUGCCCAAGUAUGGGUGCGCAGCCACUUUUAAGGAUUGCUUCCAGUCGGCCGUGCUUUGGCCGUGGGUUCCAGGCCUCCGAAUCCUGCCCCCCCAAUCACCAUCUGAGACCUGCCCCAACGAUGGCCGUGUCCAUCGCAUGACCCUCAUCAACUUUGUCAAGAAGAGACUAGAAAAGUGAACCAUUGGAAUGGACUGCCAUGAGAAUGUACAUUAACUGCGUGUGCUGAAAGCAGAGUGAUGACGAAUGAAAGAGUCUGGCAUGUGA
Molecule: messenger RNA, 3024 nt
Organism: Dermacentor andersoni
Lineage: Eukaryota; Metazoa; Arthropoda; Arachnida; Ixodida; Ixodidae
Gene: Cmtr1
Product: Cap methyltransferase 1
Biological process (GO): 7-methylguanosine mRNA capping; methylation
Cellular component (GO): cytoplasm; nucleus
Molecular function (GO): nucleic acid binding; protein binding; methyltransferase cap1 activity
Source: RefSeq, a predicted model, not a curated record